Molecule: messenger RNA, 2295 nt
Organism: Cutaneotrichosporon oleaginosum
Lineage: Eukaryota; Fungi; Basidiomycota; Tremellomycetes; Trichosporonales; Trichosporonaceae
Biological process (GO): protein phosphorylation
Molecular function (GO): protein kinase activity; ATP binding; protein binding
Source: RefSeq, a predicted model, not a curated record
AUGGCGCCUGUCCCCGAGUCACAAGACGGCAAUUAUGACGACUACUUCGAACCAACACAGCUCUCUCAGCCCUUUCGGGCUUCUCAACGCAACACGCAGCCAGAGAACUCUCAGAUUGAGCCAAGGCGCAAGUAUUGGGCUGUAUUCAUCCCUAUCAACUCCGAUCACUCCAUUAUCAAGCUGUCUUGGUCCAAGACACUCCUCAAGAUUGGACGUCACCCCGCAAGCGAUGUCCAUUUGAAAGAGAAGCGUGUAUCCAACAACCACUGCACGAUAUCCCUUGGCAUAAAGGAGCUCAAGAGCGCGCGUAUGGGCAUGGGGGAGGACGACCUUCUUCACGAAUUGCGCUUCCGCGAGGAAGCGCCCGAUGUGUGGCUUGAGGAUUCUGGCAGCAGCAACGGCACUUUCGUGAACGGGACACGCUUGACGAAGGGGAAGCGCCGACUGCUUCAGCAUGGUGACGAGAUCUCCCUUGGCCAUAAAGAGUCCAUUGACUCGCACGACGUGCGAUACAUCUUCCGCUCUGUUGGCACUCGCAAUACGAAACGCGAGGAAGGUAAGGUCGGUGAGGUGUAUCAGCGAUACCAGUUCCUGGAACAACUGGGUAAGGGAACGUUCGCCGAAGUCAAGAAGGCAGUCGACCCCGAAACUGGUGACAUGCGUGCGAUCAAGUUGAUCACCAAACACCGAUUCAACUAUGACCCCAAGACUCUCAAGCUCUUCGAGCGAGAAAUCAGCAUCUGCACCAGUCUUGUCCACGAGAAUGUUUGCCGCUUGGUCGAGUGGUACGAGGAUCCCCAGCAUAUUGCAUUGGUACUAGAAUACGUCGACGGUGGCGACUUACUGAGCUACAUCAUGAACUACAAGGACAGCGACAUGUCUCCUUGCCCAAUACCGGAAGAAGAAGCCACCGAUCUGACCUUCCAGAUUUGUCGAGCGAUGGCCUUUUGCCACGAGAAGGGUGUUACGCACCGCGACUUGAAACCAGAGAACAUCUUAGUGACAAGCAAGAACGAGAGCACGGAACGACUCAUCAAAAUUGCUGACUUCGGGCUCGCCAAGAUGAUCACGGUUGAGGACAAGACUAUGCUCAAGUCGCUCGUCGGCACGCCACAGUACCUCGCACCGGAGGUGGUCAUGCAGUCUACGGUGUCUCCAGGGUACGAGAACGUUUGCGACUCGUGGUCUAUCGGCGUCAUCGUCUACGCCAUGCUCACCAAGAACCUGCCUUUCGACGACAAUAGCGAGCUCUCCAUCGCCGAUCGCAUCAAAGCCCGUGCUACACUCGAAUUCGACCGCACGGAGCUGGAACGGUACAACAUCUCGUCAGCCGGACAAGACUUCAUCGAGCGCCUACUGGAGCCAGAUCCGACUAAGCGCAUGACAAUGGACCAAGCCCUCUUGCACGAGUGGCUGUCUGGCCCGUCAUCACUUCCUAGCGAGCCAUCACAGUCGCAAGCACUCUUCGGCGACUCCAUGUGGAAUAUCCAGGAGUUCGGUUCUGAAUUCGGGGGAACAAGCGACGGCGGCGAGAACAUGGAGAUGGACGCCGAUGCCGUACGCUCCGACUGGACACGUCCAGCGACUAUGAGUGCGACCAACUUUGGCAGCGCAGCCAUGGUUGCGAGCAUGGUUCCGACCCCGGGUGCGGACAUGGUUGUGAGCGUGGGCGAGAUCAAGAAAGCUUCCAGUGUGUCCAGCACUGAGAGCUUCUCGCAGCCAAUGGAGAACCUUAGACUCACCACUGCCAAAGUCGACGAAUUGCUUCAAAGUCGCGCCGAGGCGACGGAAUCGCCCCCUUUUCGCACAAACGGAACUGUCGAGAUGAGAGACGCGACGCCCACGCCGGGGAACAUCCACGGCUCGUCACCCAAGCACGCGCCCAUGGACCUGGACUCGUCGGCUGUGACGAUCGGGACGAAGCGCAAGCUCCCGCUCAGCAGCAAUGAGAACCCGUUCUCGUCCGGUUCUCUGUCGCCGCCUCCCGAGGCAGCGAAGGCGACCGCGACUCCGAAGAAGAAACCGUCGCCGCCAAAGAAGUCGGGGAAGAAGGCGACGCCGAAGAGGGUGUCGCCCUCAACCGCCGCAAACAGAAGAACCCCGGCCAAGGCGCCGGGUGGUGCACGGGGUGACCGGGACACUACGCCGCGCGCCGAGGCCGUCGGCCAUGGGCGCCUGACGCGUGCUACGACAGCGCGCUUGACGGCGCAGCAGCAGUCGCCCUCAAGCCGCACGCGCUCGCAUGUGACGAAAGCUGCGGAAGCGCGGGGCACCAAAAGCCGGCGCUUGGAGUAG